Austrofundulus limnaeus is the source of this 3582-nucleotide messenger RNA. It is a transcript of the gene rilpl1, whose product is annotated as Rab interacting lysosomal protein-like 1. Lineage: Eukaryota; Metazoa; Chordata; Actinopteri; Cyprinodontiformes; Rivulidae. Gene Ontology annotation, biological process: cilium assembly. Bases 291 to 1487 code for a protein of 398 amino acids. The transcript has 7 exons. Gene Ontology annotation, molecular function: dynein light intermediate chain binding; protein dimerization activity; small GTPase binding. The record is from RefSeq and is a predicted model, not a curated record. Gene Ontology annotation, cellular component: ciliary basal body; cytoplasm.
GAAAUGCUGAGCUUUAUUUUGAAAUUGCGGACAGCAGUCACCGGUCAGCAGCUACACGGCCAUGGGAUGACMCCGAUUUAUUUCCAGAACAAACAUAUUUCAAAUCAGAAAUUCACUUUAAAUUAUAGAUAAACUGUAAUUUUCGUAUUUKAUGCUAGCUUGUUUGUUUGAAGAUCGAUAGUAAAGCUAAAGCGGCAGGGCGAAACUUGUUGACAAGAAGGACUUCCUACGGGGAAGMGCAGUAGGAGUUUUCUGUGGCGGACGGAGCGGGAGUGCCGUAACACACCGUCAUGGAGGACUCGGUGUCGGCCCUGGAGAAGAACGCAGCUGACCUGACGGUGAUGGACGUGUACGACAUCGCCGCGGUGGUCGGCCAGGAGUUCGAGCGAAUCAUAGACCAGUACGGCUGCGACGCUCUGUCCAGGCUGAUGCCCAAGGUGGUGCGGGUGCUGGAGGUCCUGGAGGUGAUGGUGAGCCGCAGCAGCAUGAGCCCGGACACCGAGGAGCUGCGGCUGGAGCUGGACCGGCUGCGGUUGGAGCGGAUAGAGCGGCUGGAGAAGGAGCGGAGGCAAAGACAGGAGCUUGAGCGGGUGGAGGAUGUGUGGCGAGGAGAAGCUCAGGAUCUACUCUCCCAGAUUGCUCAGCUGCAAGAGGAGAACAAAACCCUCCUGUCCAACAAACCCAUCAAAGACUCUGUGAACGAGGACUACCUGCAGAGGCAUGAGGGUAUGACGGAGAGGGAAAAGCAGGUGAUGAUGAAGCUGAAGGAGGUAGUGGAUAAGCAGAGAGAUGAGAUUCGAGCGAAGGAUCGUGAACUCACACUAAAGAAUGAGGACAUAGAAGCACUUCAGCAGCAGCAGUCUCGUCUUAUGAAAAUCAACCACGACCUACGUCAUAAAAUUUCUGUGGUGGAGGCUCAGGGGAAAGCUCUGAUUGGGCAGAAGGUGGAGCUGGAGGCCAGCGCUCAGGCACAAGCACAGGAAGUCAGUGCCUUGCGGCAAGACGUGGCACGGUUACGGGAACGAUUUCAAGGAGAGACGCCUUCGCGGGCCUCUGAGGAAUCAUUGCCUCAGCCCCCCUCACCAGCUGAGGAGGCAUUUUGUGAGGAGGACGAGUCAGGUGGCCUGGACCCCAAGGACCCCAAUAGGCCCCGGUUCACCUUGCAAGAACUGAGGGACGUCCUACAUGAGAGGAAUGAACUCAAAGCCAAAGUAUUUCUACUUCAGGAGGAGCUGGCGUACUACAAGAGUGAUGAAACCGAGGAUGAAAUUGAAACUCUGUCUCCGUCUCCCUCCCCUGAACUGAGGAUUCACUCCAGAUCUUCAACUCAGCCAGAAUCGGGAAUCAAACGCCUGUUUAGUUUCUUCUCUCGUGACAAACAGCGCAGYUUGCAGCGAGGCGUGCAGUUCGACUCCAGCUUCAACCCCUGGACACCAAAAGAUGAGGCGUACACAGAACAAGCCCAAGAGGCCUUACAGCACAUGUAGUCUCUGCAUCACAGCACUCCACCGCACAACAAACUACCACCAGCAACUGCAGCUGAAAUAAAAUGUGCUUCAAGGUGAAGGACUCUUGAAGAAAUGCAUCAAAACAUCUAAUUUAACCCUGAACAAUCUGUCGGAAGGAGAUGGCUCAAAAGACUGAACAGCUUUUAAAAUUUCAGCAAGUGAUUUGGUUUAACAGGAAGUCUUAGUUAUGAAACUUAUGUUGAAGGAUGUGAAAUAAUGCAGAACAAACAGAAUGAGUGUUAGARCAAAGAGAAGACAUAAAAAGUCUGCUACAGUUUACUUUGAUAGAAAUGUUAUAUUGUUCAGAUUAACUCAAGUUUUUUUAUUUCAUUCUAAGCAACAUAUGGCCCGAUAAACAUCCAUUUCUUGAUGUUUUACAGUGUCUCCAAAACUAAAAUGCGGUGGUAAUGGUUGGUUUUUAGUUUCUUGUGUAAAAAUUGUGUUUAUGAAUUAACAGUUUUUCCAAACCUCUUUUAUUUGGCAUUUUCUAAAAGAAGGGUUUAACAUUUUUAACAAUUCCUCAUACAGUUCCCUCUAAGCAUUGGAACAAUAAAUCAAAUUCCCUUGUUUUUGUUAGACACUGAAGACAUUUGGGUUUAAGAUCAAAAGAUGAGCAUGAGACAAGAGUUCCGAAUAUCAGCUUUCAUUUUCUGGUAUUUACAUGUACGGGUUUCAUUGUCCUGCUGCAUGAGUUUGGGUGCAUUUCUCAGUAAAUUGGCAGACAAAAUGUUUCUGUACAUUUCAAAAUUCAUUCUGCUGAUAUCAUUAUCAGUUACACCUGCACCAUGCUUCACAGAUGAGCUUGUGCGCUUCGUAUCAUCACCAGAUCCUUUCUUUCUCAACACCUUGGCCUUUCCAUCACUUUAGUAAAGMUUAAUCUUGGUCUCAUCAGUCCACAAGAUUGUCUUUCAGAACUUUUGAGACUCAUCUCUGUGCUUCUUUGCAAAUUUCAAUCUGGCCUUCCGAUUCUUAUUACUUAUGAGUGGUUUGCAUCUUUGGAUAUGGCUUCUAUGUUUCUGCUCUCUGAGUCUUUUUCCAACAGUGAUUUGUGAUACCUUCACCCCUGCACUGUGGAGGUCAUUGGUGAUGUCAUUUCCUGAUGUUUUGUUUUUUUUUUCUUCACAGCUCUCACAAUAUUUCUGUCAUCAACUACUGUUGUUUUUCUUGGCCGACAUGUUGGAUGUCUAUUGCUCAGUACACCAGUUGUUUCUUUCUUAUUCAAGACAUUCCAAAUUGUUGUGUUUGCUAUGCCCAAUGGUUGUCCAAUGGUUCUGAUUGAUUUUCCUUCUUUUCUCAGCUUCAAAAUGGUUUGCUUUUCAUCCGUAUGAUCAGGCAGCUCCCUGGUCUUUAUGUCGGUUUAUCUYUUUAACAAGAAAUACUUACUUUAUAAGUUUAAACCCAGGCCAAAAAGUAGRCUAGUCAUGCAGAGCUAUUUGAUGUUUGAACAAUCAAUCUUAAAAGUAACGCCUUGUCAAUAAGAAACACCURUCAGUCAGUCACAUGUUCCAAUAGUUUUCUCACCUGAAGAAUGGGUGGGUUCAGACAAAGGGUGUUUCUGAGUUGUUUAACACAUCUACUUGUAAAUACAAGAAAAUAUAAGUUGACAUUUGGAACUCUUGUCUCAUGCUCAUCCUUUGAUCUUAAACCCAGAUGUCUUCAGUGUCCAUCAAAAAACAAGGGAAUUUGACUUGCUGUUCCAAUAUUUCUGGAGGGGACUGUGUGAUCAUUGGAUUUUUCAAUUUUUUGUCUAUGAAGAUGGACACAGUCAUUAUAAUUUUAAAUUUUGGUUCAUUUACCACAUCAAACCUUUGAGUUUAAGGGUUUAAUCCAUCAGUAUUUCUGUUCUGCAGUUUCUGAUUGAAAACCUUUAGACUAGACUUGGAGAACUUUAUACUGAAAUAUGCUAAAUUUUUAUUUUUCUUUAUUUGUGCCUAAUUGAUCAUUGUUUGUUGUUCCAGAACCAGACUGAGUAUGAAUGUUUUAAAAAUGAAAAAGACACACAAGUUGGCAUAUUUUAUGAUAACAAAUAUUCAUUCUUGUGUGCCAUUAUAUAUAAAGCAAGUCCAAUAUUCCA